AUGCCGAGGGCUAGAGCUACCAGGUUAGGGGGGAGGCAGCCCCCGAGGUCAGAGUUGAGGCCCCAGCUAGGGAUUGGAGUAGCUGCAGAGCAGGCUCCUGCGGGCCAUGCACCCCCAGUUCAUGAUGACAGACUCGAUAGGAUAUUUUGGUUAUUGGAGCGUCUUGCUCAGGGUGCAGCAGGUAUACCAGCGGGGUUACAAGCUUGGGUAGGGGCAUAUGCCCCUGGUUAUCCACAUCAGAUUCCAGUGGUUCCAGAGCCGGUGGUUCAGCCACCACAGGUUCCAGCACCGGUUGUAGGUGUACCGGUGUCCCUUGAGGUGGCCUUGGCAGAUGAUGACCAGGUCUGCUAUGAGCGGUUACAGAAAAUGAAACCACCUCAGUUUCAUGGUGCUAAGACUGAUGAUGCUCACGAGUUUUUGACCUUGAGUCGAGAGAUGUUGGCAGCGGUACGCAUGUUAGAUGAGAGGGGCGUCCGAUUUGUGUGCCUUCAGUUACGCGGUGUCGCUAGGGAGUGGCUGAGGACCUUCAUGAGUUCGAGACCAGCGGGAUCUCCUCCCAUGGAGUGGAGUGAGUUUGCUAGUGCCUUCGAGGGUCGUUUCAUCCCUUGGAGUGUACAAGAGGAGAGCCGUAUGAGGUUUGAGAGUUUGGUGCAGGGUAGCAUGUCAGUCGCAGAUUACGAGGCUCGAUUCUGUCAGUUGUCGAGACAUGCCUCUGCUUUGAUUUCAGGUGAGCCUGAGCGGAUUCGCAGAUUUGUCAGGGGUUUGACUCCCGCUAUCCGUAGUUAUGUGUUUAGAUCAUCUCGAGAGGGUGCUUCCUUCCAGACUAUAGUGAGUGCAGCCAGAGAGGCUGAGUUGCUUGAGCGGGUUGAUUUUGGUGGGCCCAAGAAGGUCCGUACAGGUGGUCAGUAUUCGGGUAUCUCGUCAGGAGGUAGGGGCCCACACAGGGGAGGCGGGUCUUUCCUGCGUCAGAGGUCAGUAGAUGCUUCAUUACCAGCUAUCGAGGGUGGGCCAGCAGCUCAGGGUCCUCCAGGUUCGGGUCGAGGUGGUUAUAACAUUACUUCGGGUUCUUCACAGUCAGGAUCCACAUCGAGGUCUUGUUAUGGUUGCGGGGAUCCAGGCCACUUGAUUCGUCAGUGUCCACAUCAGACUCAGUCUGGACCACACCGUACUGUCUCCGCGGUCCCAGAGAGAGAUUCAGCACCUCCGGCUAGAGGUCGGGGUCGGGGACCGGCAUCUGGUAGAGGCGGACGAGCUAUGAGUAGAGGUGCAAGUGGCACCUCAGGUUCACAGAGUGGGGGCAGAGGUGCCCAAUGUUAUGCUUUUCCUGGGAGGCCCGAGGCUAAGGCUUCUGAUGCAGUUAUCACAGGUAUCAUCUCAGUUCGUCAUCGACCUGCUUCCGUGUUAUUUGAUCUUGGUUCUACAUUCUCAUAUGUGUCUACAUAUUUUGCUUCCGGCCUUGAGUUGACUUGUUAUCGUAUGUAUGUGCCUAUUAGAGUCUCUACACCCGUAGGUGAACCCUUAGUGGUGAAUCGAGUGUAUCGAUCUUGUCUUGUUGUCUUAUCGGGGUAUGAGACUUGGGUGGAUAUGAUUCUUCUUGAUACGUUAGACUUUGAUGUCAUAUUGGGUACGGACUGGCUUUCCCCAUAUCAUGCGCUUCUUGAUUGUUAUGCUAAGACUGUCACCUUAGCUUUUCCGGGUAUUCCUAGAGUGGAGUGGAGAGGGACUAGUGGUUCGUAUCCCAACAACCGGGGUUGUUUAUCUUAUUUGGCCUUUAUUCGGGAUGUUGGAGUUGAGUCACCGGUCAUGGAGUCUAUUUCGGUGGUUCAGGAAAUCCCUGAUAUGUUUCCCGAGGAUCGACCUGGUGUUCCUCCUGUCCGUGAUAUUGACUUGGAGGCAGGCACCAAGCCCAUAUCUAUUCCACCUUAUCGUAUGGCUCCAACUGAGUUGAAGGAGUUGAAGGAUCAGAUUCAGGACUUAUUGAGUAAAAGAUUCAUACGCCCUAGUGUGUCGCCUUGGGGUGCACCGGUCUUAUUUCUGAAGAAGAAUGAUGGGUCGAUGAAGAUGUGUAUUGACUAUAGACAGUUGAACAAGGUAACGGUGAAGAACAAAUAUCCCCUUCCUCGUAUUGAUGACUUGUUUGAUCAGCUUUACGGAGCAGCCUUGUUCUCUAAGAUCGACUUGAGAUCUGGGUAUCAUCAGUUGAGGAUUAAGCCUUCAGAUGUGGUGAAGACAACUUUUCGCACACGAUAUGGUCAUUAUGAGUUUUUGGUGAUGUCAUUUGGGCUCACCAAUGCCCCUGCGACGUUCAUGGAGUUGAUGAAUGGAGUGUUUCGCCCAUACUUGGAUUCCUUCGUGAUUGUGUUUAUUGAUGACAUCUUUGUAUAUUCCAAGACCGAGGCGGAUCAUGUUUGUCAUUUGAGGGCCGUGCUACAGAAGUUGAGAGAUGAGAAGUUGUAUGCUAAAUUGUCUAACUGUGAGUUUUGGCUUGAGUCAGUGGCUUUCCUAGGGCACGUGGUGUCUAAGGAUGGAGUUAGGGUUGAUCCGGCCAAGAUUGAGGCGGUUCAGGGUUGGACUAGACCUACAUCACCUACCGAGAUUCGGAGUUUUGUUGGCUUGGCGGGUUACUAUCGGCGUUUUGUUCAAGGAUUCUCUACUAUAGCUGCGCCGUUGACCAGAUUGACUCAGCAGACGGUUCCUUUUCAUUGGUCACCCGAGUGUGAGGCGAGCUUCCAAAGGCUCAAAUCCCUAUUGACUUCAGCACCUGUCUUGACUUUGCCAGAGGAGGGUGUUGGAUUUACUGUUUAUUGUGACGCUUCGGGUGUUGGACUUGGAGGUGUUUUGAUGCAGAAGGUGGAAUUAGCUUUGGCUGCUUUGUGUAAGUUUUGGUUGGACUACGUAGAAGUGAACAUGAGUGAGAAAGAGAUGAAUGAUAGCCAAGCAGGUCAUCGGGAUGAUAUAGAUGAUAUCAAUAGUGUAUACAACCCAGCUCAAUCAGGUUGA
Solanum stenotomum is the source of this 3000-nucleotide messenger RNA. RefSeq lists its product as uncharacterized. The record is from RefSeq and is a predicted model, not a curated record. Gene Ontology annotation, molecular function: nucleic acid binding; zinc ion binding. NCBI's taxonomy places the organism in Eukaryota, Viridiplantae, Streptophyta, Magnoliopsida, Solanales, Solanaceae. The coding region runs from base 1 to 3000 and encodes 999 amino acids. The transcript has 3 exons.